AUGGUAAUGGAAGUUCAAGUUCAAGUUAUUUCAAAAGAGAGCAUCAAACCAUCGUCCCCUACACCACAUCACCUCAGGACCUUCAAGCUUUCUCUCUUGGAUCAGCUCAUUCCUGCUCCUUAUGCUCCUAUUAUCCUCUUUUAUCCCAAUUACCAUGGUGAUACCCACCUUGAGGUUGCCAAAAGAUUAGUACCGCUAAAGCAAUCUUUAUCAGAAACUCUGACUCGCUUUUACCCACUUGCUGGAACGAUCAACGACGACCUUUCCAUUGAUUGUAAUGACGAAGGAGCUUAUUAUGCCACAGCGCAAGUUAAUAGUCGUAUCUCUGAUUUUCUGAACAAUCCUGACCUCAAAUUGAUUCAUCAAUUCCUUCCCUGUGAAACCAGUUUCAAUGGAUCAACUGCAGGAACUCGUGUCACUAAUAUUCAAAUAAACGUUUUUGAAUGCGGUGGAGUCGCAAUUGGUAUGUGCAUUUCUCAUAAAGUUCUUGAUGGAUCUGCACUGAGCACUUUUCUAAAAGGGUGGGCUGGCACAGCCUGUGGGUCUGAGGUUGUGUAUCCCAAUUUUAUUGCAACUUCUCUCUUCCCCACCAAUGAUUUAUGGCUCAGAGACUCAUCAAUAGCUAUGUGGGGUUCUUUGUUCAAAAUGGGCAAGUCUAUUACAAGGAGAAUUGUAUUCGAGGCCGAGGCAAUAGCCACUCUAAAGGCCAAGGCAACUUGCUCAAGUGUUCGAGACCCAACCCGAGUCGAGGUGGUCUCAGCUUUUCUAUGGCAAUGCACCAUGGCUGCCUCAGCAGAGAAAUGUGGUGUUAAGAGGCCUUCUCUGCUGACACACGUGGUGAACCUGCGCAAAAGAUCGAUCCCAGCUCUGUCGGAAUAUUCACUCGGUAACCUCAUAUGGAUAGCAAGUGCAAAAUGCAAGGCUACAUAUGAAGUGGGAUUGCAGGCCUUGGUGGAUCAGGUAAGGCAAGGUAUAUCAAAAAUCAGUGGUGAGUUUGUGAAAAAACUAAGAGGAGAUGAAGGGUCUACUGUAAUGCAUAAAUCUCUCGAAGAGAUAGGAGAGUUUGGGUCCAAAGAUGGAGUGGAUUACUUUGGAUUUACAAGUUGGUGUAAUUUUGGUUUCUAUGAAGCAGAUUUUGGGUGGGGGAAGCCUAUAUGGGUUAGUAGUAUUGGGUCAGGUGGUGCAGUGUACAUGAAUCUCACAGUUCUGAUGGAUACAAAAUGUGGGGGUGGAAUAGAAGCUUGGGUGACCUUGGAUGAACAAGAAAUGGAGAUAUUAGAAAGUAAUCAAGAGCUCUUGGCAUUAGCUUCUGUGGAUCCAAGCCCUCCACAGCUUGUUGUCUAG
Molecule: messenger RNA, 1344 nt
Organism: Ilex paraguariensis (yerba mate)
Lineage: Eukaryota; Viridiplantae; Streptophyta; Magnoliopsida; Aquifoliales; Aquifoliaceae
Source: the annotation of a GenBank genome assembly